AAAGACUCUAACUUCGUUUACAAUGUCUGUACUUCGCUGCGCCCCCACCACUCUGUUCUACCUAUAAACCCAAAAUUAGGGGCUUUCUUCCAAAUCGUUCAUCAACGUUAAUUUGUGUAGAUGAUAUGAUCGUUUCUUUUCUUCAAGUUUUUUAGUUAAUUAAUCUGUUUUGGUUUGUGGGUUUUUUCUUGAUUGAUUGGUAAGUAGGGGUUAAGACUUCGUUUUUGUUGGGCCUUCGUCCAUAAAAGGUGGUAGGUUGGUGGGUUGACUUAUUUUAUGAACACAAAUGAAGCUUUUUUCCUGAUUUUUUUUCCCUCGAUCGAGAUUCUCUUUCUAUUUGGCAGGAUGUUUGCUCUAUUUGAGGUUAUAAUUUCUUGUGGGGUUCCCACGUUUUUGGGUUUUCUUGAUUUAAGUUGGUCUGUUCAACUUUGGAAAUUCAAACAUUUUCCCCAUCUGGGGUUCGAAUUAUGAGCAAGAUUACGAGGUUUUGUCACCUUUUGUCCCAUGUUCUUGUAAUUAUUUCGGUGAUUCAUCACCCAUGAAGUGGGGCUGACUCGAUAUUUCUCCCAUGUCCUUUCCUGUACAUUUGAAAUCGACCUUUUGGUGUUCGAUCAAAUGCUUCAGUGCUUUCAUAAUUGUGAUAGGAAGCUAUGGUGAGCAUUCGUCGACAAAGAUUGAUCAAGCUUUAUGGGAGAAGUCCUUCUCUAGAUUUGAUAUCAUCAUUUGAAAACGGACAUUCUCCUGGUGGUGGUUGGGUCCAACAUGGCAGACAGGUCAGCAUGCAUCCAACACCUUUGGUUGACCGAUCUACAGAGCAGGAGAAAACAAAGUGUGAAGAACCUGAAUCCUUAAAUGUUAAUGAAUCGAGCUCAUCUAAUAAGCAGCAGCCAUUUCAGCUUCCAGUGUUCAAAAGGCGAAAAAGACACAGAAGAAAGCAUUUUGAGAAUCAAGAACCUUGCAUAAUGAGAGGGGUGUAUUACAAAAACAUGAAAUGGCAAGCUGCCAUUAAAGUGGACAAAAAACAGAUCCAUUUAGGCACAGUUGGCUCCCAAGAAGAAGCUGCUCGUUUGUAUGACAGGGCUGCUUUCAUGUGUGGUAGAGAACCGAAUUUUGAGCUUACAGUAGAGGAGAAGGACGAACUCAGUAAACUGAGUUGGGAUGAGUUCUUAACUGUGACUCGGUCUGCGAUCAACAGCAAAAAACAUCAAAGAAGAGUGAGUUCACGAAUGAAAUUUGAACAUCCAUCACAGAACAAAGAUGAUGAUCAGAAAGCUGAGGAGGAUCAAGGAGGAAACAGCUUCUCAGCAUCCGAUGAUGCAGAGACAUCAGCAUCUUGAAGUUGAUGAUGGUUUUUAUUUUAUUUAUCAAUUAUUUAAUCUUUAGCCAUUUUUAGCAAUUUUUUGGUGAUAAAUCUAAUGCAUAUCUUACGAGUAUGCCCUAAAUACAACUUUUGUAGUAUGUAAUCAUAGAGACAAUGGUGCAUUUACAAUUGAUUUUCAUUGUUUAUAUGGGACAGUAAGUAAGAUGAUAUGAUCAUAUGAGAUGCUUUCUAUAUUUAGCACAA
This is a messenger RNA of Lactuca sativa (garden lettuce), 1564 nucleotides long. RefSeq names its product ethylene-responsive transcription factor-like protein At4g13040. Gene Ontology annotation, molecular function: DNA binding; DNA-binding transcription factor activity. Gene Ontology annotation, biological process: regulation of DNA-templated transcription. The record is from RefSeq and is a predicted model, not a curated record. NCBI's taxonomy places the organism in Eukaryota, Viridiplantae, Streptophyta, Magnoliopsida, Asterales, Asteraceae.